AGAAACAUUCUUUACUUUACCAACUGGGGAAUCUACAGAGCCAACUUUCAACCUCAAAACAUCCCCGCUUCUGAAGUCACCCACGUUCUCUACUCGUUCCUGGAUAUCGCCCAAGAUGGAACUGUCAAAUCUACUGAUACUUGGGCCGAUACCGACAAGCACUACGAUGGAGACUCAUGGAACGAGUCGGGUAACAACGUAUACGGCUGUGUCAAGCAACUCUACAUCCUCAAGAAAAAGUACCGCAACAUGAAAGUCCUCAUGAGCCUCGGCGGAUGGACGCUCAGCCCACACUUUGUCCAACCCGCGAGCACACUAGCCGGGCGGAGAAAGAUCGCCGCGAGUGCCGUCAAGCUACUCGGCGACUGGGGCUUUGACGGCAUCGACGUGGACUGGGAGUAUCCUCAGAAUGCCCAGCAGGCUCAGAACUAUGUCGACCUGCUCAAGGAGAUUCGUCUGGCUCUUGACAAGUUCUCUAGAGAUAGCAAGCUCAACUAUCGUUUCUUACUCACUGUCGCCACGGCUGCCGGUCCUGCCAACUACAACGUUAUGAAGCUCAAGGCUAUGGAUCAGUACCUUGACGGCUGGCAUCUCAUGGCUUAUGAUUAUGCUGGUGGCUGGGAUACCACUACUGGCCACCAAGCCAACGUUUAUCUAUCUUCCAGCAACCCCCUUUCAACCAAGUUCAGCACUGACAGGGCCAUCAACGACUAUGUCAGCGCUGGAGUAGCCCCCCAGAAGAUUCUCAUGGGUAUCCCUCUUUAUGGCCGUUCAUUCGCCAAUACAGCCGGCCUCGGCCAGACUUACAGUGGCGUCGGCGGCGGCAGCAACGAGAACGGCAUCUACCUAUUCAAAGACCUUCCCCGUCCCGGCGCAAAGGCUGCCAUCGACAAGAACCUCAUGACCAUCAUCACCUACGACAAGUCGAAGCGUGAGCUUGUCACCACUGACAGCGCCGACUCUGCCAGGCUCAAGGCGGCGUACAUCGCCCAAAGGGGCCUUGGUGGUGCGUUUUACUGGGAGGCCAGCGGUGACAAGCUAGGAGCUAAGAGCGUUGUAUCAGCGGUCAAGAAGAGUUUUGGGACCCUGGAGGUUUCUCAGAAUCUGCUGAGGUACCCGACGAGUGUAUACGACAAUAUCCGUAAUGGGAUGCCCUGA
Molecule: messenger RNA, 1158 nt
Organism: Fusarium vanettenii 77-13-4
Lineage: Eukaryota; Fungi; Ascomycota; Sordariomycetes; Hypocreales; Nectriaceae
Exons: 3
Biological process (GO): carbohydrate metabolic process; chitin catabolic process
Cellular component (GO): extracellular region
Molecular function (GO): chitin binding; chitinase activity
Source: RefSeq, a predicted model, not a curated record